Messenger RNA from Auxenochlorella protothecoides, 1068 nucleotides. Its product is annotated as GDP-mannose transporter GONST1. The record is from RefSeq and is a predicted model, not a curated record. Lineage: Eukaryota; Viridiplantae; Chlorophyta; Trebouxiophyceae; Chlorellales; Chlorellaceae. The transcript has 3 exons. The coding region runs from base 1 to 1068 and encodes 355 amino acids. Gene Ontology annotation, cellular component: Golgi apparatus. Gene Ontology annotation, molecular function: GDP-mannose transmembrane transporter activity; antiporter activity.
AUGGCCCCCGGUUCGGCCAGGGAGGAGGUCCCCCUCCUGCCUGGCCAGGCUCCCAGGGCCGGCCAUGGCGUGGAUGGCAUCGUGGACAUCGACCUGUCCCGCAAGAUUUACAGGACCGCGCCCCUCGGCGUCCCCGCUAGCCUGCUGGCCGGCACCCUGUACUGCAUCGCCUCCAUGAGCAUGGUGCUGCUGAACAAGGUGGCGCUGUCCUCCUUCUCGUUCGCCUCCCCCAACGCGCUGCUCUUCUUCCAGUGCGCGCUCUGCGUGGUGGCCACCCGCGCCUGCCACGCCGCGGGCCUGAUCACGCUGGAACCGCUGAGUGCGCGCAUCGUGCGCGCCUGGCUCCCCGUCAACCUCCUCUUCGUGGCCAUGAUAGGGACCAGCUUCUGGGCGCUGGCCUCGCUGAACGUUGCCAUGGCCACGGUGCUGAAGAACCUGACCAACCUCUUCACGCUGGGGGGGGACUACGUGCUGCACGGGCGCACCUAUGGCGCCCCCGUCCUGGGCUGCAUGGCGCUCAUGGCGGUCAGCGCCCUGUGCUCCGCGCUCACCGACCUCAGCUUCAACGCGCGUGGGUACGCGUGGCAGAUGGCCAACUGCGCGGCCACGGCGGCCUACUCCCUGGCACUGCGCGGCACCAUGGACAAGAUCGCGCCGCUCACGGUGUCGGGCCGCAAGAUGGACGAGUUUUCCAUGGUGUUCUACAACAACCUGCUGAGCCUGCCCUUCAUCGCGCUGCUCAUGGCCGCCUCGGGCGAGGCAGGGCGUGUGUGGUCUGAGCCCGACCUGGGCAACCCCGCCUUCAUGGCCGUGGCGGCGCUCAGCGGCCUCAUCGGGUUUGGCAUCUCCUUCACCAGCCUCUGGUUUAUCAGCACCACCACCGCCACCAUCUACAGCCUGGUGGGCAGCCUGAACAAGGUGCCCCUGGCUCUCAUCGGUCUGCUGGCCUUCAAUGCGCCCUGGACGCCGAGGAACCUUGCCAGCAUCCUGGUGGGCCUGGCCGCGGGCGCGGUGUUCGCCCUGGCAAAGUCGCGUGGGCCGGCGACCGGGCCGGGGUCAAAAGCUUGA